CCCGGAUCCACUAACAGUUUCCGGGGGACAGGGCACCAUCAGCAGCAGCACCAGCAGCAGCCAUGGCGGAUCAGCUGCUGGAAACAGUGGAGAGACUUCAGUCCCGGAUCCAGGACAACCCGGAGCCCCGAAAGUUACUAAAGACUCUGAGGAGACUGGGGGAGGUGCCGAUGACCGUGGACAUCCUGGUGAGAACUGGAGUGGGCAAAACUGUGAACUCGUUCAGGAAACAUGAAGACGCAGGAGAUCUGGCUAAAAGCUUGGUGGCCAAGUGGAAGAAGCUGGUUCCUCAGACUGCAGACAGACCCAACAGCUACACCCAACCAGCCUCCCAGUCAUACCACAGAUCCCACAGGGAGCCUUCGCCUGAGGAAGAACCAGAGGAAGAACCCGAGGAGGACCCUGAGGAAGACCAAUCCUACAUGGAGGAGGAAGAGGAGGAGGAAGUGGAAGAAAGAGGUUAUCACACAAACUACUCCCCCUCGCCUCCCCAACAGCAGCAGUACAGCCCGCUGCAGCAAGGGGGGUACGAGUCAGAAGAAUACGAGCCAGAACCAGAACCUAGCCCCCCUCCUCCUCCUCCUCCUCGGAAAGAGAUCCGCCACAGCAAACCCAGCAAAGAACCCGGCAAGAACCAUCACCACGGCGACAGAAACAGAGAGGAAGAGCUGUGGCAGCGGAGCGCUCACACGAGCGGCGAUCGAGGAGGAAAGAAACGGAGCGCGGACCGGGAACGGCCCAAGAGUCCGGUCCAGAAGAAGCACAGCAAGAAGUCCUCAUCACACGAAAGCAAGAAGGAGGAGAAGAAGAAAGGAGGAGAUGAAGGUCGACCUCGGCCCCCAAAGGACUCCCCCUCCAAGGAGGAAGAAGAGGACUUUGAGAAGCCCACCAUGUCCUUUGAGUCCUUCCUUACGUACGACGCUCCAAAUCCCGUCAAGAAGAAGAAGAAGCCGUCGUUGCCGCCCUCGUCGUCGCACAGCAAACCAUCUCAGUCGUCCUCUGGUUCGUCUUCGCGCCAGAGCAGAGCAGCCUCCUCCUCUGCCUCCUCGUCCAAAGUGAGCAAAGCCAACGGAUCUCAGAGCUCCAAAAGGACUCAUUCAGACUCCAGGUCUUCGGCGUCUGAACCCAAACCAGAGAAACGCAGACGGGUCGUCGAGUCUCUUCCGACUCUCCCUGAAAUCCCGCUCCCGGCCAUCCAGCCCAACUACAGACCGCUGCCCUCCAUCGACACGCCGCUGUCCCCUCAGAGGCGCAAAGUUCCUGUUUUUAAUGACGAGGAGGACGCAGGCUUCACCGGGAAACGCUUCAACUCCAAGAUGUCGGUCUAUUCGGGGUCGAAGACGUCCUACCUGCCCAGGAUGAUGACGCUGUACGAGCAGUGCAUCCGGGUUCUGCAGAACAACAUUGACUCCAUCGCAGAAGUGGGCGGAGUCCCGUUUGAGAUCCUGGAGCCGGUCCUGAAGAGAUGCACUCCGGAGCAGCUGUACCGGAUUGAGGAAAGCAACCAGUGCUUCACGGAGGAUUCAGACGAGCUCUGGAAGAGUCACUGCCAGCGGGACUUCAAACGGGAAUCUCCUCAGGAGUUCGAGUCGUGGAGGGAGAUGUACCUGCGGCUGCACGACGAGCGAGAAGAGCGGCUGAAGCUGCUCACCCAGAACAUCAGCUCCGCCCACGCCAACAAGCCCAAAGGGCGGCAGGUGAAGAUGGCGUUUGUCAACUCGGUGGCCAAGCCGCCGCGGGACGUUCGCCGCCGGCAGGAGAAGUUCGGUACCUCCAGCGGUUCCACCACGGCCUCCACUGCAGCUGCUUCUCCCAUCAAAAUAAGACCAGCAUCUUCUGACCACUUCAGCGAAUCGAGCAGCUCCUCCUCCUCCCAGGUCAGCGCUCCUGCCAGCUCUUCUCGCUCUUCAGCCACACCUGGAGGAGGAGGAGGAGGAGCUGUACAUCCAGGACGGGAAAAACCACAAGUUAAAAAAAUCGCCCCCAUGAUGGCGAAAACCAUCAAAGCGUUCAAGAACCGAUUCUCCCGCCGGUAGUUCCGACAGAAACCCGAUCCUGGCCGGUUUAAUGUCCUUUUAGCUGCAUCUCCCUUCAAACACCCCAACAAGCACAUGGCAUGAACUCCACGGUACUGCUGAGAACAUGGUUUCCUUUCUGCGGGUUUUAAGUAUUUAUCCUCAGUCCUGUCCGAGUGUCGACCAGCCGAGGGCGGACAUCUUUAACCGCUCUCCAACAGCUUCUGAUGCAAAAUCUUCACACUUUGGGGAAUUUAGAUAUUAGACGGUUCUCCCUUUGUGAGCGAUGUACAAAAACUAGAAACAAACGGUGUACAGAGGCGGUUCUCCUGAAGGGAACCGGCUGGUUUUUAGACAGUUUGGGUUGGAUGAGUGCGUGAUCGGCCUCAGAGGAGGAUCUGCGAAUGAAACGGAGAGUAUUUUUGUGUGUUUUAAAUACAUCAGUGAUGAGAUUAAGGAGCCCGGAUGAGGUGGAUCUGGGUUAAUCCAGCAAAUUCUGGGUUUUUAGUAUUUUAGCUGAUUUUUAUUCCUGUUUGUUGAAAGUCGGACACAUCGUUCCUUAAAGGCAUGACGAGGAUCCAGAAGCAGAGAGAAACGCGGCCCAUCGGGGAUCAGGGUCGGACCUUAAGCUCCUCCUAAUGUUUGGUUUUAAUGUCCAGCUUUUAGGCGAGCGUCAGAAAAACGGCGCUUAAUGACCUCAUUCCGAGAGCCACGGAUCUUCAGCCGCCUGCAGCGUAGUUAAAACACAACGAGCAAUGAGCUCUUCUAAAGCAUUUCCAGGAUUUCAGCUCAUGUUUGAGGUCAGAUUUUACCCACAGGUUUCUUUUAAGCCCAUAUGAUUCAGAUUUUAAACCUGCAAUCUACCCAUUUGAUAACCUUGUGCUUUAAAACCCAAUAUGAUGUGAGUUUUGUUCAGAAUUCAGGAGAACAUGGAUUGUGGUUCUGAUCUCCUUUUGGACCAGCUGACCUUAGGAAACCAGUUUGAACCAGAGUAGCAGAGUCCCAGCUUCUAACACCAGAUUUCUUCUAGAUUAUGGGGAAAAAAAGUGUUGUCUGUGUGUCUGAUUGCUCCUAUCUGAGGAAAUCUGUUCACAUGUUGAGCAAAUUGACCCAUUUCUUUUUUUUUUUUUUUUUUUUAUCUGUUACAUUUUUUUUUUCUUGCCUUUUCGUCUAAUUUUAAACCAUAUCUUUUAAAAAAUGAUAUUUUUACCAGAAGCCUAUUGGAAAGAUGUUCCUAAUUUAUUCUUACAUUUUUUUAACCUCCAACAAGGUAGUAAAUUGGAUUAUUACA
Cyprinodon variegatus (sheepshead minnow) is the source of this 3306-nucleotide messenger RNA. It is a transcript of the gene eloa, whose product is annotated as transcription elongation factor B (SIII), polypeptide 3 (110kDa, elongin A). Gene Ontology annotation, molecular function: protein binding. The record is from RefSeq and is a predicted model, not a curated record. The transcript is spliced from 12 exons. Gene Ontology annotation, biological process: transcription elongation by RNA polymerase II. Gene Ontology annotation, cellular component: nucleus; elongin complex. NCBI's taxonomy places the organism in Eukaryota, Metazoa, Chordata, Actinopteri, Cyprinodontiformes, Cyprinodontidae. Bases 63 to 2036 code for a protein of 657 amino acids.